This is a messenger RNA of Penicillium diatomitis, 276 nucleotides long. RefSeq lists its product as uncharacterized. The record is from RefSeq and is a predicted model, not a curated record. Lineage: Eukaryota; Fungi; Ascomycota; Eurotiomycetes; Eurotiales; Aspergillaceae. The transcript has 2 exons. Bases 1 to 276 code for a protein of 91 amino acids.
AUGGAUCGACUGAUCGAGGCAGUAUGGAAGAGCUUCCAGGGUGCUCAUCGACAGGCGACACUAUUUGGACGGCGUGGAGCAGCCUUUUGCCGAGUGGACAAAUCCGUCGGAAGCCGCGUCCAAGCCCGUGACCCGCCGAGGAUCGCCACACCAAAUCAAAAGUCGGGACGCGGGAAUGCAGCAGCUGCACCCUGCACGGAGGAGCUGGAUAUGACACUGACACUGAGACAGGUCUUCGGGAGAGACAAGACCGAGGUGUGCCGAGAAGAUAGUUGA